AAGCACACCACGAAGAUUGACCAGUUCAGGGAGCAUUCUGAUUGGAAAUCCAUAUACUGUACCACUGGCCAUGGUUACACAGACACAUAUAACAGAAGCUGCUGGCUGGAUCCCUGGGAACAGAAAACGAAUACAAGACUUAAUGGAAUCCGAUUUUUCAGAAAGUAAGCGAAACAAAAAGGGAGAUAAAAAUGGAAAGGGUCUGAGGCAUUUUUCAAUGAAAGUAUGUGAAAAGGUCCAGCGUAAAGGAAUCACAUCCUAUAAUGAAGUUGCAGAUGAGCUAGUAUCAGAGUUUACAGACUCUGGUAACCAUGUAGCUACAGAUUCAGCUUAUGAUCAAAAGAAUAUUAGACGGAGAGUUUACGAUGCUCUCAAUGUGUUGAUGGCAAUGAACAUUAUUUCAAAGGAGAAAAAGGAGAUCAAAUGGAUAGGGCUUCCUACAAACUCAGCUCAAGAAUGCCAAAACCUAGAGACAGAGAAGCAACAACUUUUGGAACGAAUAAAGCAAAAGAGAACUCAGCUGCAAGAACUUUUGUUGCAGCAAAUUGCUUUCAAAAACUUGGUUCAAAGAAAUCGACAGAAUGAACAACAGACUCAAAGCUCACCAUCUGUGAAUUCCACACUAGCACUGCCUCUUCUAGUAAUAAACACACACAAAGAAACAAUUAUAGAUUGCAGCAUUUCUUCUGACAAAUUUGAAUACCUUUUCAAUUUUGAUGAUGCUUUUGAAAUCCAUGAUGAUACUGAAGUAUUGAAACGAAUGGGAAUGUCACUUGGCCUAGAGGCAGGCAAAUGCUCAUCAGAAGACUUAAAAACUGCUAAAUCACUAGUGCCAAAAGCUUUAGAAAACUAUGUUACAGAUAUGUCUACAGGGAUGUAUUGGCUGAACCAGGAACUAGUGUUAAAUUCUGUUAAAUCAGGUUCCACCUUGAUGACAACUGGGGACACUGUGUCUAUAACAACUAUUUUUAAGUCAAGUGAAAAUUCAGAACUAUGUCUGGAUGCUGAAGCAGCCUUAGCAGCAGGACAGUUGUGGCCCUCAAGCAGCCAACAGUCCGGUGGUACAACACUAUGCUACUCACAAUCAUGUGGUGAAACCUUUUGUUCCUUCAAUGAGAAGGGGGAUGAAUAUAACUCAUCUUCAUCUGAAUAAAGAUAUGCCAUCUAUAUGAAAUCCUGCCCUUAUACAUUAUUCAUAUGAGCUUAUGUUCUUUAUGUAGUUUUCUUUCACAUUUACCUCUUCAAUUGUGUUAAAGUUUAGAAAAGAUGCAUCUAAUAUCUAAUAGAGAUUGGAAACUGUAAUUGUGUACAGAAGGUGUACCAAUACGAAGCAAACAAAGAAUAUGAUAAGUGAUUAACCUGUGUAUAUAAGAUACAGUGUGGAAGCUUCCUAAUAGACAAAUGAACUUUUUAGAACACUUAUUGUCAUUGAGGCACGUGGCAUACAGGUAUGUCACCUUCCCAGUAUACUCAGCCCAUAUCUGUACAGAAGAUUGAAAAGAAAAAAUGAAGGUCUUAUACACUUUAAUCAGAUCACUUAUUUAUUCUUGUGUUUGGCUUAGUACUCAUAUUGUUUGCAGGUUUAACACCUAAGUAUAUGUAUUUUACUCUAGUCUUUGUGAAGGUGUCUGUUUGGGAAAGGACAAAAUAGUGCAAAUAUUUAAAAAACUACAGAUCUGCUCGAAGUAUUAAAAAAAAUAAAGUUGGGGAAUGAUACAUUUCCACAACUUUAAAAAUCUGUUCUCAACUUUAAAAACAUUUAACAAUAAAGCCAUAACAGUAUGUCAUUGUAAAUUGUGUAGAGCUAAUCAGAAAACAAAUUCUGAUUUCUUCAGAGUAACAAUACAGAUGGGAAUAUGUCAUUACUCAUGACAGUGAACUAUAAGUUAAUGACAAUUUUAAAAAAUACAAGCCAUUUUAGCUGAAAGCAUUGUGCUUUGUAUCAAGGGUAAUGAAAGAAAUAUUUUGUGCUGGGGUAUUACAUAACAGUUUUGUUCUACAGUGACUUCUGCUUUAUAGAAGAACAGCAACUGCUAUGUCUCAGCAGGUGUCAAGAAUUGCCUCUGAAACUAAGCAGGGCUGGGUAUAGUUAACUAUUGAUGAGAGACCAUCAAAGGUUUCCAGAGCGGUAGGCUACGCUGGGAAGUUUUUAAAACCCCCAGAAGACAACUGUGGUAACUACUUUUGCACACUUUGUGCCCUCCCUGCCAAAAAAUGCAUAGCUAUGUUAACAUGUCACCAGGAGUCCAGAUUGACUUCAGGAUUUCUUUUAGGUCCAAGCAUAAAGUAUUAAAUAGCAAAAUCUAUUUAAUUGAAGUUCUAUGUCAGAAUGCUAUCCAAUGAGACAAAGAGUAGUGAAAUUUUAAAAUGUUGCAUAUGGCCCAGUAGCAUGCUGCACUGUACUCCUUUAAAAAGAACAGUACAGGUUGUCUGUCCUUCAUCAUAAUUCAUAUUGCAAAUGAUUUUGACCCAGGAAUUCGCUAUCAUGAAGUAUAGAAAAUAACCUAAACGAAUAACCUGUACAAAAUCUGGGGUAUAGCUAAGGGUAGAUCCCUGAACUUUAUCGUAGAACUUGUUUUUAAUUCUUAGUUGGAAAUGAAUCAAAGUUUUUGUUCAUAAUCUCCCCAUACUUUGCAAAAAGAAAACAAAACUACAAAAGGCACUGUAGCUAAAAUGCAAAUUUAUUACACAAUCUUAGGAAGUGUGAGCUAGGGGGCCAAUGUUCUGAUACUCAAUUUUAGUUUUUAACGAACACAUGAUACAACUUUAGAACUGAGCUUUUUGAAGUAUCACUUUAUGUUAGGCUUGCUGCUUUUAUGGUUCAGGGGGAAAUAAUUCCUAUACAUAUUACCUUUUACAUACAUUUUACAUGCAUAAAAUUCCAAAUCCAUUACGUUUUCAUGCUUUAAUUUUUUGGCAGGUAUUUACCCUUUUGCAUGCUGUUGGUUGUGGUAGAGCAAGGUGCAAAGUCAGGUAGGGCAGAAGAAUCCUGGCUCAAUUGUCUAUUUAUCGUACUUGCCUGAGGUCCCAGGCAAUUAUCUUCACAUACUUUUAGGCACGUAUGCAUACCAAUAUAGACUAAAAAUGUAUAAAUUAAUGUAAUUCUGUAACGGGCAGUAGGAAUAACUUUGAGGAACAGGAGGAAGAGCUGC
Python bivittatus (Burmese python) is the source of this 3152-nucleotide messenger RNA. Lineage: Eukaryota; Metazoa; Chordata; Lepidosauria; Squamata; Pythonidae. The record is from RefSeq and is a predicted model, not a curated record.